AUGUCCUCUACCGUACAACCUAGUACUUUUUUACCUGGCGGUAUCAGUAGUCUUUAUAAUAAUAAUCUCACAUUAGCUCCACCAUAUAUUUUCGUAAUUAUACUUGGUUGUCUGAUAUUCAUUCUCAUUGUUCUAAUUAUUAUUCGAGAAAUUCUGAAGUCUCGUGGUAUACUUAAAGAUUGUUGUAAUUGGCAAGAAACUGGUGGUAUUCAAUGUUUAGGUUGUCAAGAAUGUUGUGCAUCAUGUGCUGAAACAUGUGAUUGUUGUCAAACAACUUCCAUUGAAUCAUGUUUUGAUGCAUGUUGUCCAAAACGAGGAUCACUCGAAUUUGCCGAUAUUAUUACAUGUGAAGCAUGUUGUGGUGAACGAUAUUGUGGCGAAUGUUGUGGUGCUAAUUGUAUUUGUGCGCCGACGGAUGUCAGUAACGUCAAUUGUUUGUGUUGUGCUAUUGAACAACAACCAGACAUGGAUGGCAGAUAA
Messenger RNA from Rotaria sordida, 480 nucleotides. NCBI's taxonomy places the organism in Eukaryota, Metazoa, Rotifera, Eurotatoria, Philodinida, Philodinidae. The record is from the annotation of a GenBank genome assembly.